Zea mays is the source of this 1679-nucleotide messenger RNA. RefSeq lists its product as uncharacterized. The coding region runs from base 495 to 1442 and encodes 315 amino acids. The record is from RefSeq and is a predicted model, not a curated record. Gene Ontology annotation, molecular function: phosphatidate phosphatase activity. Gene Ontology annotation, cellular component: membrane. Gene Ontology annotation, biological process: phospholipid dephosphorylation; phospholipid metabolic process. The transcript has 9 exons. NCBI's taxonomy places the organism in Eukaryota, Viridiplantae, Streptophyta, Magnoliopsida, Poales, Poaceae.
AAGGAGCUGUGGUACGAAACGGAGCACGCUGCAUCUUUGGCCUAUGCCAUCAAUCUUUCCAACGCAAACACAGCCAGCGGCCCAGUCUAUAAAUCAUAAUCAACCGAAAAUGUCGGUAACAAAAGUCUGGCGCUGAACCUGGAAGAGUUUUUCCGGCUAUCGUUGUGCUUAUCUCUUCCCAAGGAGAGACCCACCGCCCAUUAUCCAACCCUACUACUUGCUUUUGUCUCCACUCUCAGUCUCCUCUCCAAAUCUCCAACCCUACUUGUUCCAGAAAAGAAAAAGAACUAUCCAUCCCGCUGUGAGCCAAGCCAGCCCAGCUCCGGCGACUGGCAGAUGUUUCAGGGUCCCCGUCCGUUUGCCGCAGGUUCCCUGAUAUCGGUGGCCAGCAGCCGACUUUGUGGUUAGUCCAUUCUCUUCCGGCGGGAUACGUUGCGGACCACUUCGCUCAGCUGCUCGCGACGGCGGCUUGUACCCUGAUUUGGGUGGGGAGGAUGCCUGAUAUCCAGCUGGGAUGCCACACUAUAAGGUCCCAUGGUACCAAAGUGGCAACAUUACACAUGUAUGACUGGAUUAUACUUUUAUGUCUUGCUGUACUUGAUGGACUGUUAAACAUAAUCGAGCCCUUUCACCGCUUUGUUGGACGCGACAUGAUGACCGACUUGAGUUAUCCCCUCAAGGGCAACACAAUCCCAUUUUGGGCUGUUCCAGUAUGUUCUGCUCUGCUGAUUGCGAUCGUGCUACCCUUGGUUAUCUUUGCUGUCAUUUACUUCAAAAAGAAAAAUGUCUAUGAUUUACACCACGGCAUACUAGGUAUCUUGUAUUCAGUGCUUAUAACUGCUGUGAUCACUGAUGCAAUUAAGGAUGGUGUUGGUCGCCCUCGGCCAGAUUUCUUUUGGCGUUGUUUUCCUGAUGGCAAACCUAAUUUUAAUAAUAUAACCACCGAUGUGAUAUGCCAUGGAGAAAAGAGUGUCAUCAAGGAAGGUCAUAAGAGUUUCCCAAGUGGGCAUUCUUCAUGGUCUUUCGCUGGUCUAGGUUUUCUUGCAUGGUACUUGGCUGGAAAACUUAAAGCUUUUGAUCGCAAGGGUCACAUUGCAAAACUGUGCUUAGUUUUUCUGCCUCUACUUGUCGCGUCACUUGUGGCUGUUUCUCGAGUUGAUGAUUACUGGCAUCACUGGCAAGAUGUCUUUGCCGGCGGCAUCAUAGGUCUUACAGUUGCUUCAUUCUGUUACCUGCAGUUCUUCCCAUAUCCCUUUGACAAUGAUGCCCUAUGGCCACACGCAUACUUCCAACAGCUAGCUGAGACACACAGUAAUGGUAAUGCAAACUCAAUCAACAUAAGACCUACAGAGUUUGAAGAUGAACCAGAUGACCAUGGUGACAUUGUCCUGAGGGACACCAGCCCUAUCUUGGAGUCAAUGGAGUCUGGCAGGAGACCAUGAAGAAGCAUGCCACUGGGUUUGUCCAAGGUGCCCUGAAGCGUGAUGAGUUUUGUGGUUUCAUCAUGUAGCCGUCCAACGUAAAAACAGUAUGGAGGUAUAUCUACCACCACCUGAUGAUUUGAUGAACCACAGACUGUCGUGGUUAGCUGUAAAUGACAGCGAAUGUUUAUGUUUCUAGUGACAAUGUGAAUAUUUGGUUUUGCACGGCUGUGAUAUGGAAAGUUUGUUUCGAGGUUA